Molecule: messenger RNA, 2143 nt
Organism: Cucurbita maxima (winter squash)
Lineage: Eukaryota; Viridiplantae; Streptophyta; Magnoliopsida; Cucurbitales; Cucurbitaceae
Product: probable aldehyde dehydrogenase
Exons: 15
Coding region: 244-1908 (554 amino acids)
Cellular component (GO): mitochondrion
Molecular function (GO): aldehyde dehydrogenase (NAD+) activity; L-glutamate gamma-semialdehyde dehydrogenase (NAD+) activity
Source: RefSeq, a predicted model, not a curated record
AAAUAAAAAUAAAAAGAAAUCAGAAAUUUGUUGUUUAAUUCCCAUUGAAGAGCUGAAAAGGAAUUGUAGCUAAGCUCUUAAAUUAGUGAAUCAUCGAGUGGGUUGCCUUCCAUCUCUCUCUCUCUCUCUCUCUCUCUCUCUCUCACAGUGACUUAACGUAAACAACCUUCUUUCUUGUGGGCUUCGUCCCGUCCGUUCCUAAUUCCGUUUUUGCGUCGUAUCUACCUGUCUCCCACGUGGGUUAUGGCGCCGGUUCUAUCUCGGUUACUGUUCCGGCGGAUUGUUCAGGCACCAUUUCUUCGCACCUCCACCGGCUUUAGCUUUUGCAGAAAUGUUCAUUCUAUCCCUUUCUCUUCGGUGGAAGUGGAGCAAAUAUCAGGUUCUAAGCCAGGAGAAGUUCAUAACUUGGUGCAGGGUAAAUGGAUUGGAUCUUCCGGUUGGAACACCAUUGUAGAUCCUUUAAAUGGAGAACCAUUUAUUAAAGUUGCUGAAGUUGAUGAAACAGAAAUUCAGCCAUUUGUGAAGAGCCUGACCAAAUGCCCCAAGCAUGGCUUACAUAAUCCUUUGAAAUCACCCGAGAGAUAUCUUUUGUAUGGAGAUGUAUCGUCCAAGGCCGCUGACAUGCUUUCGACACCAGAGGUGACUGACUUCUUUGCAAGGUUAAUUCAAAGAGUUUCUCCAAAAAGUUAUCAGCAAGCUUGGGCUGAAGUCAAUGUUACUGUUAAAUUUUUAAGGAACUUCUCUGGUGAUCAGGUUCGCUUCCUAGCAAGGUCCUUUGCAGUACCUGGAGAUCAUCUUGGACAACAAAGUCAUGGUUACCGUUGGCCUUAUGGUCCUGUAGCAAUUAUCACUCCUUUCAACUUCCCCUUGGAAAUUCCUUUACUUCAGGUGAUGGGUGCACUCUACAUGGGCAACAAACCUGUUCUAAAAGUUGAUAGCAAGGUUAUCAUAGUUAUGGAGCAAAUGAUUCGAUUGCUACACCAUUGUGGUCUUCCUCUUGAAGAUUUAGAUUUCAUAAAUUGUGAUGGAAAGACGAUGAACAAGUUAUUGAUCGAGGGAAAUCCAUCCAUGACUCUUUUCACUGGUAGCUCAAGAGUGGCAGAAAAGUUGGCUGUUGACUUGAAGGGUCGCAUUAAACUGGAAGAUGCAGGUUUUGAUUGGAAAGUCUUAGGACCAGAUGUUCGAGAGGAAGACUAUGUUGCAUGGGUUUGUGAUCAAGAUGCAUAUGCUUGCAGCGGCCAGAAGUGCUCGGCACAGUCCAUAAUGUUCAUGCAUGAGAACUGGUCGAAAACUUCACUCAUUUCGAAGAUAAAGGAUCUGGCAGAGAGAAGAAAUUUGACUGAUUUAACGAUUGGCCCUGUUCUAACGUUAACAAAUGAAAUGAUGCUAGAUCACAUGAACAAAUUGCUCACGAUACCAGGAGCAAAGUUACUGUUUGGAGGUGAACCUCUCAAAAACCAUUCCAUUCCAGCCAUUUAUGGUGCUAUGAAACCCACUGCAGUGUAUCUUCCACUCGAAGAAAUGAUGAAAGAUGAGAAUUAUGAGCUUGUUACUAAGGAAAUUUUUGGACCAUUUCAGAUUAUUACUGAAUAUAAGAGCGAUCAACUGUCAGUUGUGUUGGAUUCUCUUGAGCGGAUGCAUGCUCAUCUAACAGCAGCGGUUGUUUCAAAUGACCCUCUUUUUCUACAGGAAGUUAUUGGGAAUACUGUAAACGGGACGACGUAUGCGGGUUUACGAGCUAGAACAACAGGAGCUCCGCAGAACCAUUGGUUUGGACCAGCAGGUGACCCUAGGGGUGCUGGUAUUGGAACUCCAGAAGCCAUCAAACUCGUAUGGUCUUGCCAUAGAGAGAUCAUAUAUGAUAUUGGCCCCUUGCCCUUGAAUUGGACAACUCCACCAUCUUCUUAAAAUGUUAUCAGAGUCAGAUGUUCUUUACCUGAUCGCUUAGGCUAGCCUAACAACCAUAAUCUAUGACCAUUUUCUAGUUGCAGACAAAUAAAAGGUUCAUGAUUAUGGUGUUAAAUUUAGCUGAACAUCGACCAUUGUACUUCAAAUUUCUCCUGGUGGUAUUUGCACCAUCUAAGGAUCUGUUCCACAAGAAAAAGGCCAUGAUUAUACAAUAUAAGCAGGUUGUCUUCUUUAA